Messenger RNA from Triticum dicoccoides, 1562 nucleotides. Its product is annotated as oligouridylate-binding protein 1B-like. Lineage: Eukaryota; Viridiplantae; Streptophyta; Magnoliopsida; Poales; Poaceae. The transcript is spliced from 12 exons. Gene Ontology annotation, molecular function: mRNA binding. The coding region runs from base 23 to 1318 and encodes 431 amino acids. Gene Ontology annotation, cellular component: cytosol. The record is from RefSeq and is a predicted model, not a curated record.
CUGAAAACCUCACGCUGUAGUCAUGCACAGAGCUCUCUUCGAUGCCCCACUCGACUAUGAACUUAUAUGCGAACUCGUACAGUUUAGGGGGUGUUCUGGAAAUGUUGUUUCCCGCAAGAAAAUCUUCGCCUGCUCGCCCACCCCCACUCUCACGAUAGAGCCCAUCGUUAGUGGGAACCUGCCUCCUGGGUUUGAUUCAAGCACAUGCCGCAGUGUGUAUGUUGGCAACAUCCAUCUUCAAGUCACAGAUUCACUACUGCAUGAAGUUUUCCAGAGUAUUGGUCCAGUUGAAGGGUGUAAGCUCAUCAGGAAAGAAAAGUCAUCUUUUGGUUUUGUUGACUAUUAUGACCGUAGAUAUGCUGCACUUGCUAUUGUGUCACUCAACGGUAGACAACUGUUUGGCCAGCCAAUAAAAGUCAAUUGGGCAUACGCAAGUACCCAGAGAGAGGAUACAUCAGGUCAUUUUAACAUCUUCGUCGGGGAUCUUUGCCCGGAGGUUACGGAUGCUGCUUUGUUUGCUUUUUUCUCGGCAUAUUCUACCUCUUCAGAUGCUAGAGUUAUGUGGGAUCAGCAGACUGGACGAUCCAGAGGUUUUGGUUUCGUUUCUUUUAGGAAUCAGCAGGAUGCACAAACUGCCAUAAAUGAAUUGAAUGGAAAGUGGCUUGGCAACCGCCAAAUUCGUUGCAAUUGGGCAACGAAGGGCGCUAAUGCUGGUGAAGAGAAGCAAAGUACAGACUCCAAGGGUGUGGUGGAGUUGAUAAACGGCUCAUCAGAGCCUGGCAAGGAGAAUGCAAAUGAAGAUGGUCCUGAAAAUAACCCACAGUAUACAACUGUUUAUGUUGGCAAUCUUCCCCAUGAUAUCAACAGCAAUGAUGUGCAUCGAUUUUUCCAUUUACUCGGGGCUGGGUCAAUUGAGGAGGUCCGUGUAACAUGCGAUAAAGGAUUUGGCUUUGUGAGAUAUAGUACCCAUGAAGAAGCUGCACAAGCAAUACAGACGGGUAAUGGCCAAUUUAUUGGCGGGAGGCAGAUCAAGUGCUCUUGGGGAAGCAAACCAACUCCACCAGGGACAGCAUCUGCGCCUCUGCCUCCUCCGGCAUUAGCGCCAUACACGCCUGGCGUGUCAGCAGUUGACCUCAUCUCCUACGAGCGAUCCCUUGCUCUGAGCAAGAUGGCUGCCAACCAGGCCCUGAUGGGUCAGCACGCCGCCCUGAGGCAGGCCGCGAUGGGUAUGGGCGCCGGCGCCAGCCAGGCCAUCUUUGACGGGGGCUUCCAGAGUAUCAACCCUCAGCAGCAGCAGCAGCAGCUCAUGUACUACUGAGUGUAUGAAGCAAGUAUGCUGGCGACGGAGGGGGCUACAACACCCUCCUUCCUAAUAUAUAUACAUAUAUGGUUGAUGAAGCCUCACCAGGGCCUUUUCUUUUGUUAUUACUAGUUCAACAUCGCAAUUAGUAAUUUACUAUCCUUCGCCGCUGUUAACGCUCCGGGUCGCCGGCUAUAUAUAGCACCAAUGUACUAACAUACGUAUCCCUGACGUGUUAAGAGUUGGGCAAUUCUUAUUUUUA